Molecule: messenger RNA, 921 nt
Organism: Micropterus dolomieu (smallmouth bass)
Lineage: Eukaryota; Metazoa; Chordata; Actinopteri; Centrarchiformes; Centrarchidae
Product: olfactory receptor 6N1-like
Exons: 1
Coding region: 1-921 (306 amino acids)
Biological process (GO): G protein-coupled receptor signaling pathway
Cellular component (GO): membrane
Molecular function (GO): G protein-coupled receptor activity; olfactory receptor activity
Source: RefSeq, a predicted model, not a curated record
AUGGAUGAUGAAUUCAAUGUAACAUAUAUAACUCUUGUUGGGUAUGAGGAAUUGGACAAAUACAGGUAUUUUUUUGUUUCUAUUAUGUUUAUAGUAUGUAUUUUAACAGUCUUCUUUAGUCUCAUCAUUGUGUGCCUUAUUUGGAUACACAAAAACCUCCAUGAGCCUAUGUACAUUUUCAUUGCAGCGCUGCUAGUGAACUCUAUUGCUUACUGCACUGCUAUGUACCCAGAGUUGUUAAUGAACUUUUUAUCUGAAAAACAGAUCAUAUCAUACUCAGCCUGUCUCUUGCAAUGUUUUCUUUUUUACACCUUAUGUGCUUCAGAUUUCUUCCUGUUGGCAGCCAUGGCCUAUGACAGAUAUGUGUCUAUAUGUAAACCUCUGCAAUAUCCAAUUAUCAUGAGAAAGUCCAUUGUGAGUAUUAUGGUGGCUUUAUCUUGGCUUAUACCUGCUUGUCAGAUUGCAAUCUCUUUAACGAUGAGUGCUCACAUGAAAAUCUGUAAUUUAACUUUAAAUGCAGUUUUUUGUAACAAUUCAAUUUACAGUCUUUACUGCGGGACUUCAAAAGCACGGGAUAUAUUUGAUACGUUUGCUCUUGUAAGCAUGGCACUUUCCCCUUUCAUCUUCAUACUUUUUACAUACACUAGAAUACUUGUAAUAGCCUAUCGAAGUUGUAAAGAAGUCAGGAGAAAAGCUGCACAGACCUGUUUACCCCACGUGAUAGUUUUACUCUGCUUUUCCUGUUUGUGUGCAUAUGAUAUCAUUACUGUUCAACUGGAUCUGCAUUCUGAUUUACAUCCAAUAAUGACUUUACAGGCAUUUUUGUAUUUUCCUCUCCUCCAUCCUGUCAUAUAUGGACUAAAUAUGAAAGAAAUCACAAAACACCUGAAGAAGUUGUUUUGUCGAACCAAAGCAAUCUAA